CAGAGAUUUGGGGGGGUACACUGUCUCAGAGAGAGAAAUACAAAGAGUUGGGUGGAGAGCAGACACUCCGAGUGACAGGAAGAUAGUAGAAUCCUGUGGCUGGGGAACAGUGGGUGGCAGAAAUAAGAGAGGGAGUCCCAUAAAGAGGGCUGGGGAUCCAGAGGGCCAGGGCAAUAGUGACAGGGUGAGGAAUGGGAGAUAGUGACCCACAGACAGGCAGGGCCACGUGUCUCCUGCCAGCUCUGACAGGGACAGCUGCGGCCUAGCUGGGUAACCUGAGCCCCCCACCCCCCCUCGCUGUAUUUAUAGCCCUGGACUGGCCUGGUCUCCUGCCCUUGGCUCCAGGGACAGCAGGUCACAGGUGUGUGUGCUGGAGCGAGCUCCUUCCACCCCUGUCCAGGGCCUCCGUACUGUCAUCCACACUCUCGGCAAAGGCUCCCGCUCUGGCCAGAAACUCCCCAGAAUCCAAUCCCCAAUCCUUCCGUGGCAGAGGUCUCUCCUCUCAGAUGGGUCCCUCCAGCCCCCACAGUUGUCUUAGGCUCCCCCCAACUUGGCCCACUAAAAGUCUACCCAUUAUCUUUGCUGCUACAAAACAUGAACUUGUUGGCAACCAAGUCAAGCCCUUUGUCCCCAGUCCUGGCCAGGCUGAGACCCCUUCACCUGCCCCUUCCCCAGCUCUGGGAGGAGGAGGAGCAGGAGGGGAGGGGCAGGCGGGGACUGACCCAGAAUAACUCUGGGCAGAAAGUAAAUUUAGCCACAGAGAGGGGAGGAGAGAGACCCUAUUGGCUGGGAGGUGGGGAGGGAGGGCCUGAGAGGGGGGUGAGGGGGCUCCUGAGACAGCCUCCAGGGGGGUCCAGCAGUGAGGGCCAGGAGGAAGGCAGACAGCAGAGGCAACAGGGGACAUAGCAAAGGAAAGACACAAGCAGAAAGAACCAGAAGGACCCAAAAAGGCGCAAAGAACGCAACACUCGUCCACAGAGCCACAGAGGCAGCUGGAGCCAGCCCUGGGAGAAGCUCUGCUGCCUGUCUGUCCCCAUGGGCCACCGGGGGCCAUGGCUGCACACUUCUCUCCUCUGGGUGGCCGUGGCCAGUCUGCUCCUCCCCCCUGCCAUGACCCAGCAGCUGAGAGGGGCUGGGCUGGGCCCCAGCAACUGGAACAACAAUGCGGGAGUUGUGGGGCCCUCAGAAGACGUAUCUGGUGACUUUGGCCACCCCAUGCACAGCCACAGAGGCCACAGAGAUGAGAACGAGGACGUCUCCAGGGAGUACAGUCACGGAGACCACAGGUACCAAGUCCACGAGGUCAGAGAAGAGAAUAUCCCAGAUGAGGAGGUCUUCACUGAACAUGCUCGGCAGGCUCAUGGGCACAGAGGCCAUGGGAACGAAGAUGUGGAUGAUUCAGAUGAGCCCGGACCCCACUUCCCCAGCCACAGAAGCCAGGGCCACCAAGACGAGGAUGAAAUUGAGUCCAGCAAGGAUCACCAUCAUACCACCAGGCACAUCCAUGGAGGCCACGGAGAAGAGGACGAUGAAGACGAGGAGGAAGGGGUGGUGGUCUCCACUGAGGAUGGACACCAGGCCCACGGGCACGGAGGCCACGGAAGGGAAGAGGAUGAAGACCUCUCAGAUGAACAUCCCCAUCACCUCCCCAGCCACGGGCACCGAGACCAUGGAGAAGAAGAAGGUGGUGAUGAUGAUGAUGAUGUCAUCUCCACUGAAUACGGACACCAGGCCCACAGGCACCGAGGCCACAGGAAGGAAGAGGAUGAAGACCUCUCAGAUGAACACCACGAUCACAGCCCCAGUCACGAACACCGAAGCCACAGAGGAGAUGAGGAAGAGGACACGUCCGCUGAGGAUGGACACCAGGCCCACUGGCACCGAGGCCAUGGGAGGGAAGAGGAUGAAGACAUCUCAGAUGAACACCAUCACCAUAUCCCCAGCCACGGACACCGAGGCCAUGGAGACGAAGACGGGGAUGAGGAUGAGUCUACCGAACAGUGGCACCAGAUUCCCAGACAUACUCACCUUGGAGAUGAGGAGGAAGAGGAAGAGGAGGUCACAGUCACGUUCAGCCACCAUGUUGCAAGCUCCCAACACCCGGGCCCCGAGAGCACGGAGGAGGACGACUUUCCAGAUGAAUAUAAGUCAGUAGCCCCUGCCCAUGGAGUCCCCAAGGACGAAGACGAGGACAUCUCUGACAAGCUUGGUCACCAGGCUCCCAGCCACAGGCAACAAGGCCACCAAGGUGAAGGGCCUGGCCCCAGAGGGUCUGCGGAAGAUGCGAUUAGCCACCUGCCCCUGGAACACAUGGGGGUCAAGGAUAGAAGCCAUGUGAGGGAGAGAGAUUCUGAGGAGGGAGAGGAGGAGGAAGACCGGAGCUCCCACGGGGAAGACGAUGAAAGCUUAGAACAGGGAGAAGAAGGCACCCGCCAUGGCAGCCUAGAUCAGCAGGAUGAAGAAGAUGAGGAGGAAGGUCAUGGCCUCAGCCUGAGCCAGGAGGAGGAGGAGGAGGAGAAGAGGGAAGGGAGGGCUGAGGUUCAGACCCCAACGAGCCAAGACCACCGGGAGGGGGAAGAGGAGGAGGACGGGCUGGAGGAAGAGGAGCUCCCCUUCACCAUCAUCCCUAACCCGAUGGCCAGGAGGGAGGUGGCCGAGGGUGGCUCCAGUGAGGAGCAGAGUGGCGAGGACACGGAUCUGCAGGGGGCCCAGGAGUACAGCAACUACCAGCCUGGGUCCCUGUGCGGCUACUGCUCCUUCUGCAAUAGAUGCACUGAAUGUGAGAACUGUCACUGCGAUGAGGAGAACAUGGGGGAGCACUGCGACCAGUGCCAGCACUGCCAGUUCUGCUACCUCUGCCCGCUGGUCUGCGAAACGGUCUGCACGCCGGGAAGCUACGUCGACUAUUUCUCCUCCUCCCUGUACCAAGCCCUGGCGGACAUGCUGGAAACUCCGGAACCCUGACCAUGGGGCUGCAGUGC
Lontra canadensis (Northern American river otter) is the source of this 2981-nucleotide messenger RNA. RefSeq names its product histidine rich calcium binding protein (gene HRC). The coding region runs from base 1036 to 2964 and encodes 642 amino acids. The record is from RefSeq and is a predicted model, not a curated record. The transcript has 6 exons. Lineage: Eukaryota; Metazoa; Chordata; Mammalia; Carnivora; Mustelidae. Gene Ontology annotation, molecular function: calcium ion binding.